This is a messenger RNA of Alnus glutinosa, 765 nucleotides long. RefSeq lists its product as uncharacterized. The record is from RefSeq and is a predicted model, not a curated record. The transcript has 2 exons. Bases 1 to 765 code for a protein of 254 amino acids. Lineage: Eukaryota; Viridiplantae; Streptophyta; Magnoliopsida; Fagales; Betulaceae.
AUGGUAGUGGCAAUGUAUGACGCGUGGUGGGGAAGCUCAACCUACCCGAUGGCAUAUCGUUUUCCCCCCUCCACAUCUUCAGCACCGGGACAUUUUGUUGGCCCUAAACUAUCUUCAAUCAUUAGAGGUGGUUCUUGGUUUUGGCCGAAUGCACGAUCUGAGGUCCUUGUGGAGAUUCAAAGCCGGCUGCUUGAGGUCAGUAUUGGUGAGGUGGAUCAGCCGGUUUGGGGCACUAGAAGUGGGGUUUUCUCUAGUGCUGAAACCUGGGAAGAGUUAAGAGAAAAAAAGCCUGAAGUGGAAUGGUAUGGGGUAGUCUGGUUCUCUGCGACUAUUCCUAAGCAUGCUUUUUUCCUUUGGCUUGCUUUCCAAGAUGCUAUUACUACUAGAGAGAAGAUGUGUAGAUGGGGUUACACGGGUGAUAUUCUCUGCCUUUUCUGUAGGUUUAAACAGGAAAGUUUAACUCACCUUUUCUUUCAGUGUAACUUUAGUAGGAAGAUAUGGAGAUCCAUCAUGGCUGACUGUAAGGUGCUGGAUCCUCCAGAUGAUUGGGAUUUGAUUGUGAAAUGGAGCUCGGCUGGUAUGAAAGGGAAGAAUUUACACUCUACAGCCCGUAAACUCUGCUUUACUGCUACGGUUUAUAAUUUGUGGAUGCAAAGAAAUUGUCUUGUUCAUGGUAGAAAUCCCAAGACGGAAGAAGCUCUUCUUUCUAAAAUUAGAUGGGAAGUUAAAUCGAUGAUUCUUUACAAGUUUCCUCAAAAUUGCUGA